Durusdinium trenchii is the source of this 1716-nucleotide messenger RNA. The record is from the annotation of a GenBank genome assembly. NCBI's taxonomy places the organism in Eukaryota, Dinophyceae, Suessiales, Symbiodiniaceae.
AUGCCGCCGAAGCCUGUCACCGACUUGUCAGAAUCUUCGUCUGACAAUGAGAGGCAGCCUCAGCGCACAGGUUUGAAGAGGCAGGCGUCAAAGGCCUUCGCUUAUGAUGACGCAAAGGGCCUUGAGGUGAUGCUUUCACAGCCUUGUUCUUCACAGGGGUGCACAAAGAGGUGCAAAGAAGUCUUCAAACAAAGAUCGAACUUUUCAUCAUUGCUGGAUUUUCGGAAGAAGUGGAAAACAUAUCACAAGCUGGACCGGGAUCAGAUGGUAUUUGACGAAAUCAAAUCUGUGGAUGCAGCCCGCGAGGAGACAGGCAAAAGCGUUCGAUCUUGGCACUUUUUGGGGCACCCCGUUUGCUUCAAAUCUUGGAAGCAGCUCCAUGGGAUUGGAAGCCGCCGUUGCGAAAAGAUAGCCAAAGCCGUUCGCGAAGGACGGCAAGCUGCUCCGGCUGAUUUGCGGUAUUUGAGAGUGCGGAAGUAUGACCAAACUAGAAAUCUCGAGGUGACUUCCGAUGUAAUCGAAUUCUUGCAGAAAAUUUAUUGCAGUGUGGCUGAAACUUUGCCAGACGUGAGAGAUGACACCCUGUCAGACGAUGAAAGUUCAUUGCCAAAAAUAGAUGUGAGAGUACAACAACCCGAUUCAGAACCUUAUGCUGAUUUCAGUCUUGCCUUGAGGGCGGACAUUCGGUGUCCACCGUCGGCUAAACAGUCGAAGCCAAAGACAAGGCCACGGAAGAUGAGAAAGUCGAUUCCCAUCAGGCCUGGCAGAGGUUCUGCUGAGAAUGAGGAGCGCUUCUUACCGCCUGGAACAAUGAAGGAAUAUCACACUCAGUAUGUUCGGCAGUCCGGGUUGGCCAAACCGGCAAGUUUCCCUUGCUUCUGGCGGGUGUGGGCUUCCAACUUCUCCUUCAUGAAGUUUAGGAGCUCAUCGAGCCACAGCAUCUGCACGGAGUGCUACAAACACAAAGCGCUCAUCAGUGCUUUGUCAAGGCAUUUGAAUGCCCGCAGAACUCAAGAGAGUUUAUACCACCAGCACCUGGAAGAUCAAUUUCGGGAUAGAAUUGAGUACUGGGAAGCAAGGGGGGAGAGCCGCAGCCAGAGUAAUCGUAUAACGAUUAUAAUAGACGGAAUGGACCAAGGGAAGUUUGCGGUGCCAAGACACAAGAGCAUCUACACGAAAGCGCUGAACGGCUUUUCACGACCCCGGUUGCACCUGGCGGCAGCCAUAGUGCAUGGGCACUUCGUUUCGAUCUAUCUCACAGAGCACGACUUGCCAAAGGAUAGCAACACGUCGCUGGAAAUCAUCAGCCACUGCAUGGACCUGCUCAGCACGCGCGUGCGGUUGGAUCAAUGUGAUAUAACCAUCCAGUGCGAUAAUACAUGCCGAGAGGUAAAGAACAAUCACAUUCUGAGAUUUGCAGCAGGGGCCGUGAGUUGUGGCUGUGUCCGCUCCUUAAAGAUUUCAUCUUUAAGGAGCGGGCACAGCCACGAAGACAUCGACCAACUUUUUGGCCAAAUAGCAACUUUCCUCAAGGGCUUGCGUUGCCAGCUCACGUCGAAUGACUUCGUUGAGAGCUUGAGGGAGUUUUGCCGAGAUGGCAUGCGAAGACCUUUUGAAAGGGACAAGUUUGUCCACAAGCUUGACCAGACCCGAGAUUGGCCCUUUGAUUUCAUGGCGAACGGAAUCGGGGUUUGUUGCAAGAAUAUUAUAGGCUGA